Messenger RNA from Patella vulgata (common limpet), 3892 nucleotides. RefSeq names its product ADP-ribosylation factor 6. Gene Ontology annotation, molecular function: GTP binding; GTPase activity. Gene Ontology annotation, biological process: vesicle-mediated transport; intracellular protein transport. NCBI's taxonomy places the organism in Eukaryota, Metazoa, Mollusca, Gastropoda, Patellidae. The transcript is spliced from 5 exons. Bases 373 to 900 code for a protein of 175 amino acids. The record is from RefSeq and is a predicted model, not a curated record. Gene Ontology annotation, cellular component: cytoplasm.
AUAUCUGUUCACUUGCAGAUGAAACUAAUAUGUAACAAAACAAAAAAGAAAUAAAUUAUAUUAUAUAGUGCAUAGAACUAUUUCGCACUGUUAAAGCGGAAGCACAAAAUCGUGGCCGCCAUUCUUAUUUAGUAACGUCUUUUAGGUGAAUAAUAUUCAUAAACAUUCUUUUUUAAGAAUGAAUUUGAUUUGUAGUCCUGUCUUUGUGAUUCUGUUAUAAGGAAGUAUAUAUUUCAAUAGCUGAUAUCAUUUUCUGAGCAUAAAAAAGUUACACGAGGCCGGCAGAUUAAAGCCCAAGUCAUAUAUUGACAUUGUUAUUAAGCGUGAAGACUUUUUAGUAGAAAGAAGGCGAAGGAUAGCACAUAAGACAAAAUGGGGAAGAUGUUAUCAAAGAUUUUUGGUAACAAAGAGAUGAGGAUUCUCAUGUUGGGUUUAGAUGCUGCUGGAAAAACUACUGUUUUAUACAAAUUGAAGUUAGGUCAACCAGUUACCACCAUACCAACAGUAGGAUUUAAUGUUGAAACAGUAACAUAUAAAAAUGUCAAAUUCAGUGUGUGGGAUGUGGGAGGACAGGAUAAAAUUAGGCCAUUAUGGCGACAUUAUUUUACUGGAACCCAAGGAUUAAUAUUUGUAUGUGAUACAGCUGAUCGAGAUCGUAUUGAUGAGGCAAGGCAAGAACUACAUCGUAUUAUCAAUGAUAGAGAAAUGAGAGAUGCCAUAAUACUAGUUUUUGCAAAUAAACAAGAUUUGCCUGAUGCCAUGAAGCCACAUGAAGUAACAGAGAAGUUAGGAUUAACAAGGAUAAGGGAUAGAAAUUGGUAUGUUCAACCAGCUUGUGCUACCACUGGAGAUGGACUUCAUGAGGGUCUUGCCUGGUUAACAUCGAACCAUAAAUCUUGACCUGUGUCUUGAUAGCAUUUGUUUUUUAAGGGAUUGCAUGGUGCACUUUGUGGAAAGACUGGAAAAAAAAAAUAAUAUUCAUACAGACCUUUUUUAUUUUUAAUUCAAAUAGGAAUAUCACUUAGUUUUAUAAGAGAUUGUAAACCUUUUUUCUCUUUGUUAAAUUUAUCCAUUUUGUUGAGUUUAUCCAUUUUGUUCAAAUUUGAGUAUAUGAAGUUUAUGAUGGAUGAACUUAGUGCAAAUAGAAAUAUACAUUUGUAUAAAGAUAGCAUAUCUGUAUAUCUUCAUUAAUUCAUAGUGUUUGUCUUGAUUAAUUAAAAUUUUCAAUGAUUAAUAUUCUAUUUAGUAUAUCACAUAGAAAGGGAAGAAUGGUAACUAAACUAUCAGUUCUGCGACAAAUACCAGUUGAAAUAGAUAUUAGGUUUUAAAACACAAUUUUACCCAAAAGGCCAUUUUUAGCAAAUUUUUCAUCUAAAGUUACGUAUUUUAGAAAAUAGAUAAAGAAAAAUAUUCUGUUCAAAAUGUUUGAUUAAUGCAAAUUGUAGGUUGGCCUGUCGAAGUAGACAUUAUUUUAAAUAAUAAUGUGAAAUUUAAUUGAUUUGUAUCCACUGACAUUGAUGUCGCUAGAUUAACUUAUAUCUUUCUUUUUUUCUAAAACACUAUUUAAAUACUUAUCAGAACUUUAAAAACACUAUCUAAAUAACAUUUAUCAAACCUUCUAAAACACUAUCUAAAUAAUAUUUAUCAGACCUUCUAAAACACUAUGUAAACAAGAUUUAUCUGACCUUCAUAAACACUAUCUAAAUAACACUUAUUUGCUUAUGCGCUUAAGUAAUAAGGUCGAUAGAUACAGAAUUCACCAUAAAACAAAAUUGGCUAUUUUCGGUAAUGCUUUGAUAAGUAUCCAGGUUAAUUUGUGCAAGGAAAUACAUUUUCACUUUUAACAUUACAGAAUUUCGAAACAAUAACACCCCUUUUUAUUGGUUUAAAUAUACUACAACUGGAUGAAAAGAUGUGCCAGAAAAUUCUGAUUGUGAAGAAGCAAACAAAGUGAAUUUCGUAAAAUAUGCCAAAUAUCACCUUUCGAUCCCCCUACAGAAAAUACACACAGUCCAUUUGUUGACAAAUUGGACCUAUUUAACACAAAUCCUCCAGUACGAUUCUAAGCUGUUUUCAUUGUGCUUGUAAUUCUUUUGCCUAGUGGACAUUAUUCUCAAAAAUAUCGAUUUAAAGUCUGGAUAAAUUUGUCAGAGGUAAUUUAAGGUGGGAUUCAAUAAAAAAAUUGGGAACAUUAUCUAUUAUUGUUCUCAAAUAUUAAAAAAAAAGUUACAUUUCCAAGGCGUGACACUUCCAGUGCACUUUAGAAUUUGUCCUUAAAAUGUCCUUGAAAACAAAAUCAUAUAUAUGUGAGAAAUUAAAAUAAAACGAAUCAUUGAUAUUAAAGGACUGUAGACAGUCUAGCAUGUAAUUACAUGUACAUUGACAAGUUGUAUUUAUUAAAGAAAAAUGUACAAAAUUUGUUCAAUUAAAUAUUCUUAAAAUGUAUUAAUGAACUGGGAAUGGGAGGAUCCAGUUUGAUGCAAUAGCUAAUUAUAAAACCGAAUCUCACAUUAUCAGUUUAUGCCAACCUGGACUUGACCUAAUUAGAGACAAAACCAUGCCCAAAGUAAUGCUACCACCCCUAUCCAUACAGAACUUUGUGAGCAGUUUUAACCCAUGGCUAUUUGGAUUUAUUAAUACAGAGAUUUUAUUAAAUAUCAAUAACUGCAAAGUAGAUGUGUUAGUUUUACUACUACUUGGUUUGUUGGAUUAGGUCAGUCUCUAAGAAAAAGUACUACCCAGUUAGAAUAUUUCAUAUGAUUAUGUAGAACACAAUUAUUAGAAUUUUCCAUCAAAUGCAGCCGAAAAUGUGAAUUGUUUGUGUACAUAAUGUCUUGUCUUUAUAUAUAUUUAUAUAUAUAUAUAUAUAUAUGUCCUUUUUAUACAAGUAUGUUUAAUAUUCUGUUAAGAUUUUAUAUUGUUUAAUGAGGUAAAUAAUAGUUUAUAUGUGUGUAUUGUAUAUUAUACUGAAAAUUAUUUAACAUUAACAUGGCAGAGCAAAUUUUUAUUAAAGUAUUGUAUGUCAUUGUACCGAUUAAGUCAAUAUCUUGUACAAAAAUAUAAUUCUAACUACUGUAGAUAGUCAUAUUGAUUUUUGAACCCGUAACACGGUAACAGGUUCCAUACACUUGGUAAUCUUUUUGUUUUUAAGGUAACACUGUUCAAAAAAAGCCUGAGGCUCUGGCAAUUCGCUUGCGAUCAACAUGAAACUACUUCUUUUGACAAUUAUGCUUUAAUUUUUUUUUUUUUUUUUUUUCGUAUGUCACAAUUCCCAUAUGACUGGGAUGACAUCAUGAGUUUUAAUUGAAAAAGACCUCAAUUCAUGUUGGAAAGACAGAAAACUUAGUAUGAAUGUUCCUUGAACUAAUAUGCAUUAAGUUAGAUUUCCUAUAUGUCGUCACAUGUUUAAGAUGGCACCGAUGACAUUGUCAAUUCGAAUCUGAUCGUAAUGUUACUUGGCAGGAUUGUUCUUGGUACAACUGUGCAUCAGAUUUUUGAUCAGGCGUCACAAUUCCAAAUGGUGGCGAUGGCAUCACAAAUAAAAAAAUACCUAAAGCUUAACUUUCUCUACCAUUAUCAAUGUCAAGAUGACCAUCUUAUACGUUGGAUCUGUUCAAUGACCUGCAUAGUUUUAAUUGUUAAUCACUGCAUUAUGUUUUGGUUCCUGGUACAUAGUAUGGCCAUACUUGUUGAAUAAUGAAAAGCACAUCAUGCAAGAAUAAAAGACAAGUAGAGUCAAUCGUCAUACUCAAAAGUACGAAAUAAGCCCAAGGACCCUUAAUUUGUCAUUUAUUUUGCAAAUUGCUAUUAAAUACAUUUUGUCUUUUAGAUCAAUAAGCACAUUUCUGUGUAAAAUGUAUUAUAUUACAACUAGUAAAUAUAUUAUUAUACA